UCAGGAAAAUUUAAAUUCCAGUAGUAGUGUACAGAAUUGAGAUCAAAUUUAAAAAGUAAAAGUAAAUAAUGGGGGUAUAAAUGGAAACAAAAUAGAAAAAUAUUACAAUAAGAAUAAAAAUUAAAAGCAACAAUGAGAAUAAAAAUAUAACCGUAAAAUAAGAAUAUAACAAGAGAAACUAGGCAGUAGUGACCAUGUAAUUAAAAAGUAUUGCACUGUUAUUGUUUUGCAUCCCCUGUCAUCCUAGUACCCCCCCUCCCCCCCCAGAGAGGAGUUGUACAGUCUAAUGGCGUGUAUAUAUAUGUAUAUAUACAGUAGUAACAUUAUGAACAGAACAAAAGAAACAGAUAUUGUUUUAAACCAAACAUCGCUAGUAUCGAUCCAAUUGAUAUCGGCACUACAGCGGGUUGGUAUCGACCCAGCCAGCAGCAUUAAGAGGCUGGUAGGACGCGCGUGGUCGCCGCUGCUCGUCGGGACGGCGAAAGCGAGCAGACACCAUGUCUCCCUGAUGGCGUCCACGCGUCUCUCUCGUCCCACUACGCGCGGACACGCAGGUGCCGCCGCCUUCUCUCCCACUCCCACUAUCACCUCCACCUCCACGCCUUCCACACCGGGAUUUUACGCGCCGCGGUGAGAAGAAAAGAUGGCCAGUGAGACAAGGAGUGGAUAUUUGGCGCGGCCGCGGGUGAUGGCGUGACUUUUCUUCCCGGCACUCACAAUUCCUGCCAACCAUGGCCGACCAGUACAGUAUGUUUCUCACUACGGCGCCGCCCCUACGCCGCGGGAGCACGCCCCUCCCUGUCAAGCACCAGCUGCGGAGGGAAGAGGCCGUGUCCGAGGACUGCGAUUGGAUCCCGGGUCUGGAGGAGCCCGCCACCUUGUCCGUGCCUCGCGAUGAAUCCUUCAGCCAACCGUCGGCGGCCCAGACCGCCUACCACGGCCACGGGGGGACUCUGAAGAUCGUGCUGCUGGGUCAGAACGGCGUGGGCAAGUCGUCGCUGGCCUUGUCGCUGGCCGGCCAGUCGGACAGAUCCCUCUCCAUAGACUCUGAGACCCAAUCAUGCGGGGAAGGCUACGAGUGUUCCGUCACAGUCGACGACGAGGACAGCAAAGUCAUCAUUUUUGACAAUUGGAAACAGGACCUGUCCACGCUGAAGUGUGACGUGUGCGUCCUGGUCUUCUCCGUGACCGACAGGCGAAGUUUCCAUCGCACCGCACAGCUCCGCCUCCUCCUCAGGGAGUCCCAGCCUCACAUGCCAAUCAUCCUGGCGGGCAACAAGAGCGACCUCGUUCGCUCCCGUGAGAUAAGUGCAGAGGAGGCCCAGUCCAGCGCCAUGAUGUACGACUGCCACUACCUGGAGCUCUCCGCCUCCCUGGAGCACGGCACCAACGAGCUGCUGGAGGCGGCCGUGCGGACCGCCAGGGGCGACUGCGUGGGGCCCGACUGGGCCGAGGGGGGCGAGCCCGGCUCGGGCCGCAGGGAGAGCCUGACCAGCCGGGCCAAGCGCUUCUUGGCGGGGCUGGUGCCGCGCUCGUACGGCCGCGAGCGCGAGCGGGGACGCUACCGGGAGAUGAGCCGCCACCGGGGCAGCAAGAUCUUCCGGCAGAAGUCGCGCUCCUGCCACGACCUCAGCGCACUGUGACCUUCCACACACACACACACACACACGAUUGAAAGGUAUGCCGGAGGUGUGGACUGUCCGAUUGUGUUCAUGCACAGGCUUGCAUAGACUCAUGCCCACCCCUCCACCCCUCCACCAUCUUAAUCCAGCCUUACACUUACGGGUGCCUAAUGGUGGUUUAUUGUGAGGUGCAUCGAUAUUAGGGAUGGAUCAACUCAGCUCGAACACAAACCCGAAUCCGAAAUGUUGCAACGGUACCAUACCAUACCAACUUUGGUGCUGUCAAAUGCAAAAAAAUAAUCAGAAUAAUCACACUUUUAAAUGUUGAUUAAUCAUGAUUAAUUAACUAAGUAACAUUAAGCCAGGUUUUUACAAGCUUGCAUCAUUUAAUCAACUUAAUAUUUGGACACAAAUGCAAUUUUACUGUCAGAAUGUCAGACAGGAAUUAUUACUUUUUUUUUAAUAGAUUUAUGUGAGAAUUUUGUGUGAUUAAUCGCAUGAGUUAACUCAUUAAAUUUGACAGCCCUGUAUUUUAAUAACCGUGUUUUAUACUACAAAUUUACGAGAUGCGACACAUGAUUUUUCGACAUAUUUACAUGAACCCGUGAUCUAACAGUUUGUGGUGUAAAACAUUAAAUGACAAAUAAAAUAAAAUGUUAAAUCCGAUUAAUCACACUUUUGCAUUUUGAUUAAUCAAAAUGAAAUGCAAUUUACUUUAAAAAAAUAUUUUCCCACAAAUUUAAUGUUUAUUGUAAGAAUUUCAUACAUUAUUUAUUUUUUAAUAUUGAUUAAUCACAUAAGUUAACUCAUAUAAAAAAUAUACAUUUAAUGAAAAACAAAUGAACGAUGACAUUUUAAAAUCCGAUUCAUCCAACUUCUGCAUUUUGAUUAGUCACAUUUAAUUGCAGCAAAUUAUUGCAAAUAAUAUUUUGUAUUGAGUAAAAAAAAAAACUAAACUGGUGCUGUCAAAUGAAAAAAAAAAAUCAGAAUAAUCACACUUUUAAAUGUAGAUUAAUCAUGAUUAAUUAACUAAGUAACACUAAGCCAGGUUUGCAUCAUUUAAUCAACUUAAUAUUUGGACACAAAUGCAAUUUUACUGUCAGAAUGUCGGACAGUAAAAAAUUUUAGAUUUUUAAUAAAUAAAUUUUUUGUGAUUAAUCGCAUGAGUUAACUCAUUAAGUUUGACAGCCCUAAUUUUGUAUUUUCAUAACCGUGUUUUAGACAAAUUUACGAGAUGCGGCACAUGAUUUUUCGACAUAUUUAUAUGAACCCGUAAUCUAAUAAAUAGCUUGUGGUCUAAAACAUUAAAUGACAAAUAAAAUUGCGCUGCUUAGCAUUUCUGCAUUUUGAUUAAUCGCAAUUAAUUACAGUACUUUUUUUUUUAAUACCUUAAUAUUUUGACAAUUUAGUAUUGUUGUCAGAAUGUCGUACGGGAAAAAUUUUUACAUGUUUAUAUAGAAUGCAAAUAAUAUACACUAUUAAUGUGAGAUGUUUUUGUGAUUAAUCGCAUGAGUUAACUUAUUAAAUUUGACAGCCCUAAUUUUGUAUUUUAAUAACCGUGUUUUAGACUACAAAUUUACGAGAUGCAACACAUGAUUUUUCGACAUAUUUACACAAACCCGUAAUCUAAUAAAUAGUUUGUAGUGUAAAACAUUAAAUGACAAAUAAAAUAAAAAAUUUAAUCAGAUUAAUCACACUUUUGCAUUUUUAUUAAUCAAAAUUAAAUGCAAUUUACUUUAAAAACAACAACAAAAAAACACCAAUAUUUUGACACAAAUUGAAUAUUUAUUGUAAGACUUUCAUGCAGGAAUAUUUUUUUAAUAUUGAUUAAUCACAUAAGUUAACUCUUAUAAAAAUAUAUCUUCAAUGAAAAACAAAUGCUGUCAAACGAUGAAAUUCUAAAAUCAAAUUCAUCAAACUUCAUGUAGAUUAAUCACAUUUAAUUGCAGCAAAUUACGGCAAAUAAUAUUUUGUAUUGGGUAAAAAAAAUAAACUGGUGCUGUCAAAUGAAAAAAAAAAAUCAGAAUAAUCACACUUUUAAAUGUAGAUUAAUCAUGAUUAAUUAAAUAAGUAACACUAAGCCAGGUUUGCAUCAUUUAAUCAACUUAAUAUUUGGACACAAAUGCAAUUUUACUGUCAGAAUAUCAAACAGGAAAAUUUUUUAGAUUUUUAAUAGAUUCAUUUGAGGAUUGUUUGUGAUUAAUCGCAUGAGUUAACUCAUUAAAUUUGACAACCCUAAUUUUGUAUUUUAAUAACCGUGUUUUAUAUUACAAAUUUACGAGAUGCGGCACAUGAUUUUUCGACAUAUUUACAUGAACCCGUAAUCUAAUGAAUAGUUUGUGGUGUAAAACAUUAAAUGGCAAAUAAAAUAAAAUGUUAAAUCCGAUUAAUCACACUUUUGCAUUUUGAUUAAUCAAAAUGAAAUGCAAUUUACUUUAAAAAAAAAAAAAAACACCAAUAUUUUCCCACAAAUUUAAUGUUUAUUGUAAGAAUUUCAUACAUUAUUUAUUUUUUAACAUUGAUUAAUCACAUAAGUUAACUCAUAUAAAAAAUAUAUAUUUAAUGAAAAACAAAUGAACGAUGACAUUUUAAAAUCCGAUUCAUCCAACUUCUGCAUUUUGAUUAAUCACAUUUAAUUGCAGCAAAUUAUUGCAAAUAAUAUUUUGUAUUGAGUAAAAAAAAAAAAAAAACUGGUGCUGUCAAAUGAAAAAAAAAUAUCAGAAUAAUCACACUUUUAAAUGUAGAUUAAUCAUGAUUAAUUAACUAAGUAACACUAAGCCAGGUUUGCAUCAUUUAAUCAACUUAAUAUUUGGACACAAAUGCAAUUUUACUGUCAGAAUGUCGGACAGUAAAAUUUUUUAGACUUUUAAUAAAUUAAUUUUUUGUGAUUAAUCGCAUGAGUUAACUCAUUAAAUUUGACAAAUUUACAAGAUGCGGCACAUGAUUUUUCGACAUAUUUACAUGAACCCGUAAUCUAAUAAACAGCUUGUGGUCUAAAACAUUAAAUGACAAAAAAAAUUGCGCUGUUUAGCGUUUCUGCAUUUUGAUUAAUCACAAUUACAGUACUUUUUUUUUUAAUACCUUAAUAUUUUGACAAUUUAAUAUUGUUGUCAGAAAGUCGUAUGGGAAAAUUUUUUAGAUGUUUAUAUAGAAUGCAAAUAAUAUACACUAUUAAUGUGAGAUGUUUUUGUGAUUAAUCGCAUGAGUUAACUCAUUAAAUUUGACAGCCCUAAUUUUGUAUUUUAAUAACCGUGAUUUAGACUACAAAUUUGCGACAUGCAACACAUGAUUUUUCGACAUAUUUACACAAACCCGUAAUCUAAUAAAUAGUUUGUAGUGUAAAACAUUAAAUGACAAAUAAAAUACACAUUUUAAUCAGAUUAAUCACACUUUUGCAUUUUUAUUAAUCAAAAUGAAAUGCAAUUUACUUUAAAAACAACAACAAAAAAACACCAAUAUUUUGACACGAAUUGAAUAUUUAAUGUAAGAAUUUCAUGCAUGAAUAUUUUUUUAAUAUUGAUUGAUCACAUAAGUUAACUCUUAUAAAAAUAUAUCUUCAAUUAAAAACAAAUGCUGUCAAACGAUGAAAUUUUAAAAUCAAAUUCAUCAAACUUCAUGUAGAUUAAUCACAUUUAAUUGCAGCAAAUUACGGCAAAUAAUAUUUUGUAUUGGGUAAAAAAACUAAACUGGUGCUGUCAAAUGAAAAAAAAAAAAUCAGAAUAAUCACACUUUUAAAUGUAGAUUAAUCAUGAUUAAUUAACUAAGUAACACUAAGCCAGGUUUGCAUCAUUUAAUCAACUUAAUAUUUGGACACAAAUGCAAUUUUACUGUCAGAAUAUCAAACAGGAACAUUUUUUAGAUUUUUAAUAGAUUCAUUUGAGGAUUUUUUGUGAUUAAUCGCAUGAGUUAACUCACUAAAUUUGACAACCCUAAUUUUGUAUUUUAAUAACCGUGUUUUAUAUUACAAAUUUACGAGAUGCGGCACAAGAUUUUUCGACAUAUUUACAUGAACCCGUAAUCUAAUGAAUAGUUUGUGGUGUAAAACAUUAAAUGACAAAUAAAAUAUAAUUUUAAAUCAGAUUAAUCACACUUUUGCAUUUUGAUUAAUCAAAAUUCAAUGCAAUUUACUUUAAAAAAAAAAAAUUUAAAAAAUUUUGACACAAUUUUAAUGUUUGUUGUAAGAAUUUCAUACGGGAAUAUUUAUUUUUUAAUAUUGAUUAAUCACAUAAGUUAACUCAUAUAAAAAAUAUAUAUUUAAUGAAAAACAAAUGAACGAUGACAUUUUAAAAUCCGAUUCAUCCAACUUCUGCAUUUUGAUUAAUCACAUUUAAUUGCAGCAAAUUAUUGCAAAUAAUAUUUUGUAUUGAGUAAAAAAAAAAACUAAACUGGUGCUGUCAAAUGAAAAAAAAAAAAUCAGAAUAAUUACACUUUUAAAUGUAGAUUAAUCAUGAUUAAUUAACUAAGUAACACUAAGCCAGGUUUUUACAAGCUUGCAUCAUUUAAUCAACUUAAUAUUUGGACACAAAUGCCAUUUUACUGGCAGAAUGUCAGACAGGAAAUUUUUUUAGAUUUUUAAUAGAUUAAUUUUUUGUGAUUAAUCGCAUGAGUUAACUCAUUAAAUUUGACAGCCCUAAUUUUGUAUUUUCAUAACCGUGUUUUAGACAAAUUUACCAGAUGCGGCACAUGAUUUUUCGACAUAUUUACAUGAACCCGUAAUCUAAUAAAUAGCUUGUGGUGUAAAACAUUAAAUGACAAAUAAAAUUGGGCAUUUUGAUUAAUCGCAACUAAUUACAGUACGUUUUUUUUAAAUACCUUAAUAUUUUGACACAAAUUUAAUAUUGUCAGAAUGUCAUACAGGAAAAAUGUUUUGAUGUUUUAAUAGAAUGCAAAUCAUAUACACGAUUAAUGUGACAAUUUUUGUAGUGAUUAAUCGCAUGAGUUAACUCAUUAAAUUUGACAGCCCUAAUUUUGUAUUUUAAUAAACACACUUUUUACUACAAACGAUCAUUUACGAGAUGCGUCACAUGAUUUGUGGACAUCUUUACAUGAACCCGUAAUCUGAUAAAUAGUUUGUAAGGUAAAACAUUAAAUGACAAAUAAAAUAGCGCUGUCAAUCGAACAUUUUUAAUCAGAUUAAUCACACUUUUACAUUUUGAUUAAUCAAAAUUAAAUGCAGUAAUUUACUAAAAAAAAAAUACACCAAUAUUUUGACUCAAAUUGAAUGCUAUUGUAAGAAUUUCAUACAGGAAUAUUUUUUAAAUGUUAUACUAUAUGAAUAAUGCGAGCAUUUCUUGUGAUUAAUCCCAAAGUUAACUCAAUAAAUUAGACAGCGUUAGUUUUGUCAUUUAUUAAUAAACAUGUUUACGAUUUAUCAGGCUAUGUUUUCAUUCACUUUUGCUGGGAAACCAAGUGCUCCCAGCAUGCUUUGUGGCACAUGACUUAACAUCUUUACAUGAAACCGAAACUUAAUCAAUCGUACGUAAUCGAUGGUUGAAUAGUUUGUAGUGUGAAACAUGUUUGUUAAAUGACAAAAUUAGGGCUGUCAAUUUUAAUGAGUUAACUCAUGUGACUAAUCAUGUCUAUGAUGCGCAUUCGAGUAAACAUUUACAAAAAAAAAAAUGUUCCUAUAUUUAUUAAAUAGAAAAAAAAAUUGUGCUAAUAAACGAUUAAUUUUUUAUUUAAAAAAAAAAAUCAGAUUCAUCAAACUUUUGCAUUUUGAUUAAUCGUAAUUAAUUCCGGUGAAUCGUAUUUAAUACUUUGACGCAAAUUACAUGUUAUUGUCAGAAUGUCACAGAUGAACAUUUUUAGAACAUUUUACUCACAUGCACCACAUUUAUUUGUGCGAAACUUGACAACGGUUUUAUCUAAAGUCCAGUCAGGGUGUAGCAGGAAGUGAAAUUUACCAGUGAUUAAUUUGUGUAUGACUUCAUGUUUUGUGAUUAAUCGCGCGAGUUGAACCGUCGACCUUGACAGCACUGAACAAAAACAUGUUACACAGGACACAAAACAAAAACGGCACCUUAUUUCAUGUUUCACCUCAGGUUUUGGAUUCAGAUUAUGGCCAUAUAUCUGGGAAAAAAAGAAGAAGAAAGUAUUACGGCAUUCCCUUUCCAUGGUUCAGGAGUCUUUACAGUAUUUGGAAAACAAGAAACCUGUUGUGUACCAGUCAAAGUACAGUCCUGGGGCCGUACUUAUCAAGCUUCUUAGAAUGACUCCUAAGAAGUCUGCUAAGAGUUGACUUAAGAGUAAAUAAAUUCUUCGCUGAAAGCUGCACUUAAAAGUUAGUUAUCAGGCGUCUUACUCACACUUUCAGCGAAGUGUAGGACCGAAUCUUAAGUGUCACACUCAGAGCUGAAUUACGACAUUACUAUGUGCCGUAAACGCAAUUUUAGGUGACGUCAUUUCUGUGUCCAUAGAAAUGACCAAUCACGGAAGGGAAUCCCUUGUCUAAGAAUAAAGAAAUAUUUUGGAAAUAUUUAAGUGGACAAUGGGAGUGUAUAUUUUGACAAUAAACUACAAAAUAAUACAAAACAAACUAGUCCCCGCCGGCACUCACGCUACCGCUCCCUCUCUUCUCUCGCCCACACACUCACUGACGUCACUCACCUCACGGCCACACACAUACGCUACUGUCAUAACAUUUUCCUUCCAAUUCAUUAAUUAGGCAACUAAUUUGAAACUGGUGUGGGUGGCUCUAUAUAUACUAGCCCACUGCAGACACAUGCAGAAAUCAACAAGGAAUCGAAAAGUAUUAAAUCUGUGACAAAAAUAAUAUCCGCUCUGUCUAAACGAUACCGUUUGAUCAGCUGCUCGUCAUCAAAAAAAACAAACAUUGUUCCGUUCCCUGAACGUUGGCGCACGUCUCUCUCGCCUCAGUGCCAUCCCCUGCUGGCAACUCCUAACCACUUAAUACACCUCUGAAGGUCUCUUAAAUAUCGUGGAGAGUAGGAGUGAUUCUUAGACUUAAGAACGUUGAUAAAAAGCUUUUAUUCUUAAGUUUGAGAGUAGGACUAAAUUUCGCAAAUUCUCAGGACUUAAGUGUAAAAUGGCACUCUAAGAAGCUUGAUAAGUACGGCCCCUGGUCAAAAGUCUUGAGUUUCCAAUCAUUUCUACAACUCUUAUUUUUCACAUACUUGUUGGUCACAAAAAACAUUCAGGAAGUUUGCUUCUUAAUAUUUAAAAUUUGCUUACAUGUCCCUUGGCAAGUUUCACUGCAAAAAAGCGCUUUUGGUAGCCAUCCACAAGCUUCUGCUUGAAUUUUUGACCACAAAAUUGCUGCGGUUCAGCUAAAUGUGUUGCUUUUCCUGACAUGGACUUGUUUCUUCAGCAUUGUCCACACCUUUAAGUCAGGUUUUUGUUUCAUCUGACAUCACAUGGACAAAGAUAAGACCUUCUGGAGGAAAGUUCUGUGGUCGGAUGAAACAAAAAUGGAGCUGUUUGGCCACAACACCCAGCAAUAUGUUUGGAGGAGAAAAGGUGAGGCCUUUAGUCCCAGUAACACCAUGCCUACCGUCAAGCAUGGUUGUGGUAGUAUUAUGCUAUGCUAUGAAUGAAUGAUAGGUGGUGGUCGGAGGGGCCGUAGGCGCAAAUUGGCAGCCACGCUUCCGUCAGUCUACCCCAGGGCAGCUGUGGCUACGAAAGUAGCUUACCACCACCAGGUGUGAAUGAAUGAUGGGUUUUUAACAUGUAAAGCGACUUUGGGUACUUAGAAAAGCGCUAUAUAAAUCCCAGUUGUUAUUAUUAUUAUUAUGCUCUGGGCCUGUUUUGCUGCCAAUGGAACUGGUGCUUUACAGAGAGUAAAUGGGACAAUGAAAAAUGUCUUCAGGACAAGCUAAAAUCUUCAGCCCGGAGAAAUGGGUCUUGGGCACAGUCGGGUGUUUCCAACAGGACAAUGACCCCCAAACACACGUCAAAAGUGGUAAAGGAAUGGCUCAAUCAGGCUAGAAUGAAGGUUUUAGAAUGGCCUUCACCAAAGUCCUGACUUAAACGUGUGGACAAUGCUGAAGAAACAAGUCCAUGUCAGGAAAACCAACACAUUCAGGUGAACCGCACCGAUUUUGUCAAGAGUGGUCAAAAAUUCAAGCAGAAGCUGGUGGAUGGCUACCAAAAGCGCCUUAUUGCAGUGCAACUUGAAGAGUUGUAGAAAUGAUCGGAAACUCCAGCCCGCCAUGACAUGAUGUUCUUUACAAGUGUAUGUACACUUCUGACCACAUCCCAAAAAAAAUCCCCGGCCCCCACUUUCCCUGAUCCGAGGCUCUAUCGGGACUCGGAAGUCAUUUGGCCAACUUACCAGGAGGCGCCGGCAGAAAACGAGCAGGACUCGCAUCAUUAAAGACAGCGGUGGACUGGAGGAGAGUGGGAGUCACAAAUAGACACUGGACUAUCUAGAUCCUCUUUUAUAGCAUGCUCGGUAGACAACGGACCCUGUAGGUUACUCAACUACCUUAGUGGCAAUUAGGCUACGCACAAUCUAGCAAAAGACCCUUUAUUUGACACCAUGACCCCCUCCGUGUGUUUCUAGUCCUCUUGUCUGUGGACAUCUCGGACAUGACCGUCCAAGCCAUAUGCUCGCUGAUUGCCGGAUAGGCAAUCAGCGACGAGAACCCUUUACGGCAGGAAGUGGAGAGUAACAAAGAGUGUGGGACGCGUUACGGAACUGUUGAACCGACGUGGCAAAGGAGAACAGACCCACACUACCUGUGGAUGUUUGACGUUUCCGUGUUUCCCUUUCCACUUACGUUGCGGGGAAUGGGUUCUGUUACGGGUGAUCCCGACCAGAACCUUCUUGGUACGAUAUCCCAAGCGCACGCCCACUUGUUUUGUCGCAGUCUACGAAGCACCCACGCAUCUUUCCACCGUGAAUAAAGUUUCCUUUGACAUCCCAA
This is a messenger RNA of Entelurus aequoreus (snake pipefish), 10507 nucleotides long. It is a transcript of the gene rem2, whose product is annotated as RAS (RAD and GEM)-like GTP binding 2. The record is from RefSeq and is a predicted model, not a curated record. The transcript is spliced from 5 exons. Gene Ontology annotation, cellular component: plasma membrane. Gene Ontology annotation, molecular function: GTPase activity; GTP binding; calcium channel regulator activity. Lineage: Eukaryota; Metazoa; Chordata; Actinopteri; Syngnathiformes; Syngnathidae. The coding region runs from base 732 to 1643 and encodes 303 amino acids.